Molecule: messenger RNA, 1062 nt
Organism: Kwoniella shivajii
Lineage: Eukaryota; Fungi; Basidiomycota; Tremellomycetes; Tremellales; Cryptococcaceae
Exons: 11
Coding region: 1-1062 (353 amino acids)
Molecular function (GO): nitronate monooxygenase activity
Source: RefSeq, a predicted model, not a curated record
AUGUCGGUCAUCUCAACUCCCAUUACCGAAUUGUUCGGAAUAAAGCACCCGAUCUUACUUGCAGGAAUGAACGUUGCCGCUGGACCUGAACUUGCAGCUGCCGUAUCGAACGCAGGUGGUUUAGGUGUCAUUGGCGGUUUAGGGUAUACACCUAAACAUCUUCGAGGUAUCAUCAAAGAGUUGAAAUCUUCGCUCUCCAGUCCUGAUCUACCAUUCGGAGUCGAUCUUUUGAUUCCUUCUACUGCACCAACUGCCAGAAAAACGAAUUACGAUUAUACUAAAGGGAAAUUAGAUGAAUUGAUCGAUGUGAUCAUCGAAGAAAAAGCGAAAUUGUUCGUAUGCGCAGUUGGUGUACCACCAAAAGAUGUUGUUGAAAGACUUCAUAAAGCGAAUAUAAUAGUAAUGAACAUGGUCGGAGCUCCGAAACAUGUCAAUAAAGCUUUAGAUGUCGGAGUGGAUCUUAUCUGUGCUCAAGGUGGCGAAGGAGGUGGACACACUGGGUCAACAGCAACUUCCAUUCUUAUACCUGCGUGUGUUGAUUUAUGUAGAGGUAAAACAUCUCCUUUAACCGGUCAGCCAGUUCACGUAAUCGCAGCUGGAGGGAUAUACGACGGACGAGGAUUAGCUGCUAGUUUGAUGUUUGGUGCUCAAGGCGUUUGGGUUGGAACUAGAUUCGUAGCCAGUACAGAAGCUGCUGCACCAAAGUAUCACAAAGAAUUAAUCCUAAGUGCCGAUCAUGGUGAUACCGGAACUACCUUGAUAUACACUGGUAGACCAUUAAGAGUUAGACAAACCGAUUAUGUCAAAUCUUGGAAGGAUAGACAGGAAGAAGUUCUCACUUUGACGAAACAGGGUAAACUUCCUCAUGAUUUGGAAAUGGAGAAAAAUCCUGAAAAAUCCGUUCAAGCCAGAUCUUGGUUGAUGGGCGAUGUAAGCGCUCUUAUCAAGGAUGUCAAACCUGCUAAACAAAUUAUCGAAGAGAUGGUCACGGAAGCGAAGGAACAGAUCGAGCGAGGUCAUAGUUUCGUUCGAGGUGAGAAAGGGGUGCGAGCCAAGUUGUAA